This is a messenger RNA of Cyprinodon variegatus (sheepshead minnow), 3334 nucleotides long. RefSeq names its product SMC5-SMC6 complex localization factor 1 (gene slf1). Gene Ontology annotation, molecular function: protein binding. The coding region runs from base 210 to 2843 and encodes 877 amino acids. The record is from RefSeq and is a predicted model, not a curated record. The transcript has 18 exons. Gene Ontology annotation, biological process: positive regulation of double-strand break repair. Lineage: Eukaryota; Metazoa; Chordata; Actinopteri; Cyprinodontiformes; Cyprinodontidae.
GGAGAGAAAUCGGCCCAAAGUAUAAAUAUUGGACUUCUUUACAAUACUGUACACAGUUAAUGCGAAUAUUUUUUUUAAUGGCAGUGUUGAAUACAUUGUUAGAGGGAUCAUCAGUGCAGUAACGGCUGUUAUUGUGGGUGUUUGUUUACUGUCAGAGUUUUGGCGCGCCUGGAUGCGAUUGGAAGUCAUCGUCACUUGCAUGAGGAAGGAUGGAGAGCUGCCGCCAUGUUUUCCAGAUCUCUGGCAUCAAAGCCAGGGACAAGAAGAGAUCUUUGAUUAAGGGCAUCUAUCAGCUGGGUGGAAAAUACCUUGGAGGUUCAAUAUAUAAUUACUGCACCACUCAUCUCAUAGUCCCCCAGGUUUUGUCCAGUGAGAAGUUCUUUGCAGCUUGUGCAGCAGGCAAGUGGGUUGUGACUCCUAACUACGUGUUGGAAAGCGUGAAGAAUGGCUCCUGGCUGCCUGAGGGGCCCUAUGAAGUGGCUAUUUUCACCAACUCCUCAGCUGCUUUUCACCCCGUCAGACAGUGGAGGGAAAAGGUGACCAAAGGUAGAAUUACGGGGGCUUUCCAGGGUUGGAGAGUUCUACUCAUGGUCCAACAGCCCUCUAGAAGAGCCAUGUUCAAACGGCUGCUGAAAGCUGGCAGAGCAGAGGUGUACAACUCCCCUCCUCCUACAUACACUUCCAUCAGUCAUGUCAUAGCAAAGCCUGUUACGGAGAAAUCAAAAUCCCAAAAUGCACCUUGUUACCCUGUGAGCCACAUCGUCCAACACCUCUUUGGGAACGAUCACAUGGGUCUGAGUUGUAACGCCCCCGAGGAUUAUCAGUCCACCAGGAAAACUGGUUUUCUUGAUGGCUUCUCUGAUUUGGAGGCAGAACUUAGAAGCUUUGCUGUCAAAAAAGAGGGACGCCCCAGACUGCCCUUCCUUGAAUUUCUAGGUUACCGUGACCCUUAUCGUCCCCACACACAGACAAUUGUAGCCGACGUGAGCAACGUUGAUAGGAUGAUAGAGUGCGGCCUAUUCAGCGAGGCCUUGGACUCAAUCAGAAGCGCUGUGUUUCCAGGCCUGUUGCCACCAGCGGCGUACCUGAUCUCCCUCUUGGAGUACGCACAGCAGGGUAACGCCACGUCCCUGUUCCUGAGAAAUUUCCGUCAGGCUAUGGAAAACCUGCUCAUCACCAAUCCUCCUUGGCUGGCUCCCAUUGCUGUGAAAAAAUACUACGGCCAAGUGCUGCAGUGUCCUCAGUGCAAGACGGGUUUGUGGCCUCUUCUAGAGACAGCCAUCAGAUACUGCCUGACAAGCAGCGACACCUGUCACCCACACCCUGGACCCGCCAUGCCAACCUUGGUGCAUUUCUACUAUGACAUCAUCUCAUUUUGCCUCAAGCUUUUCAAGGGUGAACUCUACUCCAUCAGCAGCAGAGACUUUGUAUUCCCUCACCAAGCACCAGCCCCGUCUGCAUCAUCUUCGGGUUCUUUGCUUUAUGGAACCUUCUGGACGGUGUGGGAACGGACCACGUUGUUGUCCCGCACUGUGAAGAAACUCCUUCAGCUCCUAACAGAAGCUGCUAUUGUGGACUUUGCUGAGGGGGGAGAGAAGCAGGAGCUUUAUUUAGCAGACACUCUGUUGGACCUUCUGUCUGUGUUGGUGGAGUUUUGGUGUCAGCAGCACUUUAAGCUGAAUCAGAGCCUGGUUGAAAAGGGCCUCAAAGACCUGUCAGAGCACCUUGCUGUUGUUAGUCAGGAUUUGCCUCCAGCUGUUCUGGUAGAGCUGGUUUCCAAAGUUCGCUCUUCCAGGCUAAAGUUGGGCAUAGCGGAUGCCAUCUUUAGGAAUCUCUGCUACAGAAAUGGGUUUGCUGUUGGAGAUGAACCUCUUUCUCUCAAAAAAGUGGUCUGUUCGUACCUGCCGGCUCUGGGAACCUUUGCUCAGAGUCCCAGCUUCGCUUCCCACAUCAUAACUGGAAAAACUUCCCACAGCUGCACCAGCAGAAGUGAGAACCUGCUGGUGACUGAAAAGAGCCCUGAGCAAGAAAACGUCCCCAAAGGCAUGAGCAGAGUCAACGCAGCAGGAGAGACCCUCCUACACAGAGCUUGCAAGAGGAACCAAGUGGAAACGGUGCUUCAGAUCCUGGCACUUCCUGGCACAGACAUCAAUGUUAAAGACCAUGCAGGCUGGACUCCUCUCCAUGAGGCGUGCAACCACGGCAGCACUGAAUGUGUGAGAGCACUGCUGCUUCACCGCCCCGCUCCUGUCCUCACCGACCAGGUUGGAGGAGUUAGUCCCCUGCAUGAUGCCCUGAUCAAUGGACAUCUGGACAUUGCUAAAAUGUUGCUGGAACAUGCAGGCUCGGUUCUCCUCCAGCAGACUGAUGGAGACGGACAGGUGCCGCUGGAUCUGGUCUCUGUGCCCGGUCAGAGGGAGGAGCUCCUCCACAGCGCUCAGGUCGGUGAUUCGGCCCGCAUGAACAAAGACCAAACAGAAGUGACCAACCUUCCUCUCCUGGAGGCUGGAUCCUAUCUGCUGGGCCACAUUAUUUUCUCCUACCAGCUGGAUAGGGGUCUGCCUGGCCUCCUGCAGCUGGAAGACCAACCCCACACCCUGGUCUACAAGCUGGUCACAGCCAUGGAGAAACACUCCCUCCAAAAUGUGACUUUGGACUGGACAGAUCAGCGGGCGGUGAGGCUGGCGGAAGACGUGGAGACGUUGCUAAAGCUGAGCCGAGGAGAGCACAGAAAAGCUCUGUCUCUGGCUGUGAAGGAGUGCAGAGCAGAGAAAACGGUCUUCCUAAUGGAAACACUGGAGAACCUAAGCUCUCAAGGCAAAGCACUAGUUGCUGAUUUGUAAGAAAAGAUCCAUAACUUGGAAAAAAGAUUUGCACAGCCUUUGUUAAAGGUUUUAUGCAGUAAUGUGUCCCCUGUAGGCACUGACCCUAGUUUGCACAUUCGUUACAGGGUAACAUUUCUGUCAUGAUCAUUUGUUCACUUGUAAUUUCGAAGUUAUUUCUGGAAAGCUAUGUUUACUUGUAAAUAGCUGUAGUAGAGAAUUAGAUAUAUUUAUAUUUUGCUUUUCAAAAAAAUGUAUAAAUAAAAAAAUACAUUUUCAAAUCAUUUAAAGUGUUACUUUAUAUAAACACUAACAUUUCAGUGUGAACUGAAUACCUGCAGUUUGACUUUUCACCUUUCCUGCUGUGUAUAAAUAAAUGUUUUUAUGACAUUUAAGUUUUGUUUCAAAAUGCAUAUAUUGAGUUUUUUUUUUUAGAAAGUUCAUUUUGGUUUAAUUUUCUGAGUCAUGGAAAUUAAAGAAAAAUCUUUAAUAAAGAACAGCUCAAGUGAAAU